AUGUGUACUCAUCUAAAUUUCUCUUACAACAACAAUGUAAUGAUGUAUUUGAAAUUGCGAGAAGAAGGAUGUGAAAAAGAUACUGCCAGGAAAUUUUGUCGUAAAUAGUUUUGCAAAGUAGGCUAAAAUUAUAUUAGAUCGAUCAAACAUAAUAAAACAUUGGACCUCCAGGACAUAAAAUACUUAAAAUACAACCAGAUCGAUUGCUUGGUCAAAAAGGAUGGUAACCUGGUUUUCUAAUGAAAUAUGAUUUAGGUGUUGGUUAUAAAGAAUCUGCUGGUAAUAUACAUAUUUCAUACAGAUCUCAAUGAAAAAUUUACUCCAGCUGAACUAGCCAUACUAAAACAAUAUAAAUAAUAUGAGAAGAAAAAGAAUGCUGCACUUUUACAAAAAAUGCUUGCAGUUAAAAGUUAUGCUGACUCACUUAGACCUCCAAAAUUAGAUGUCUUUAGUAAAAGUUACUUAUAAAGAGUUAAAUAAAUUUCUUAAGAAUUAAGGGAAGGUUAAACUAAACCUAAAAAAUAUUUUGAAUUUGGAGAUAUGAAAUUUUAUGCUCUUGUUGACUACAUUAAUAGAUUAGGUUAGAAUAAAGAUUCAAUAAAUCUUAAAUUUGAUCCAAUCUUAUUAGAAGACAUCAAGUUUUAAACUGAAAAUAUUUAAAAAGUUAAUACAGGUAGAGUUUUUCGUAGAAUGGGAACAAUAAGUAACAUAGAAAAAGAAGCUAAUUUUAUUAUGGCUUUAUAAUAAUAAGCUCCUGUAGGAGACAAUAUUGAAAAAGCUAAAUAAAAACCUGAAGUAGUAUCACUUUUAAAACUUAAUCAUUAAAAGAUUGAUCUUGCAGAAGAAUUCAAUUCAACCUAAUAUUUAUUUACUCCAACAAACUCUUAAACUUUACAACCAUCUUAAAUAAAUGAUGAUGCUAUAAAGUCUUUUGUAAAACAAUAUUACUAAAAAUAAUUUGAUGAUAAAUUGAAUUCUAUUUCCACUUAUAAUAGAAAUAUUAGAGUUAGAACAUAAGCUAAUAGUGAAUUUAAAAAGACACCAAGAUAGCCAUCUAAUAAAGUUAAAACUUCAAGUAUAUGA
This is a messenger RNA of Paramecium primaurelia, 1083 nucleotides long. The record is from the annotation of a GenBank genome assembly. NCBI's taxonomy places the organism in Eukaryota, Ciliophora, Oligohymenophorea, Peniculida, Parameciidae.